This is a messenger RNA of Sinocyclocheilus anshuiensis, 3229 nucleotides long. RefSeq names its product cyclic AMP-dependent transcription factor ATF-2-like. Gene Ontology annotation, molecular function: DNA binding; DNA-binding transcription factor activity. The coding region runs from base 197 to 1675 and encodes 492 amino acids. The record is from RefSeq and is a predicted model, not a curated record. The transcript has 12 exons. Gene Ontology annotation, biological process: regulation of DNA-templated transcription. NCBI's taxonomy places the organism in Eukaryota, Metazoa, Chordata, Actinopteri, Cypriniformes, Cyprinidae.
GUCGGUGUUUCUUUGUUAUUAAUAUGGCGACGCAUGCUAACACCUAGCUGAGGUCCCAUUGAAAUGAAUGAGAGAUGAGGCUAAGCAUUGAUUAGUCUGCUGAGACUGAUGUAAACAAUCUGUUUAGUGUUGAUGCAGUCCAGUUGUCGCUGGAAAUACAUUAAAGACAUGCAGGUGGCGGACUGAAGCUGUGAAUAUGAGUGAUGAUAAACCAUUCCUCUGCACCGCUCCUGGCUGCGGACAGCGAUUCACAAAUGAAGACCACCUGGCGGUGCAUAAACACAAGCAUGAGAUGACCCUGAGAUUUGGUCCAGCACGCAAUGACAGUGUCAUCAUCGCUGACCAGACACCGACACCGACCCGCUUCUUGAAGAACUGCGAGGAGGUCGGGCUGUUUAACGAGCUCACCAGCCCGUUCGAGCAAGACUUUAAAAAGGCCACGGAGGAUGACAUUAAAAAGUUGCCUCUGGACUUGUCUCCGCUUGCGACUCCUGUUGUUCGAAACAAAAUAGAGGAGCACACACCCAUUGAGUCCCACCGAGACAGUCCACUUCCCCACCCUGAGUCAACCACCACUGACGACAAGGAGGUUUCUUUGCAGCCGACCUCUCUGCCUCCAUCCACUAUAGUCCGUCCUGCCUCCCUCCAAGUCCCCAAUGUACUACUGGCCAGCAAUGAGGCUGGUGUUGUUAUUCAGCGAGCUCUCCCAUCUCCAACAUCUAGCUCUGUUAUAACCCAGGUCCCAUCCUCUUGUAGACCGAUAGUUCCGGUGUCCGGCACGUUUCCGGUUCUGCUGCAGCUGCCUAACGGUCAGACGAUGCCAGUCGCCAUUCCAGCCACCAUCGCCAGCUCCAGCAUGCACAUACCCACUGCCAUUCCUCUGGUCAGACCAGUCACCUUAGUGCCUAGAGUCCCUGGAAUCCCCGGCCCCUCCUCUCCACAGCCUGUCCAAUCAGAAGCUAAGAUGAAGCUGAAGGCGGUCCUCAGUCAGCAGAUCCCUCAGGUAACCAACGGCGAUGCAGGUGACAUCCAGAGCAGCUCGGCCAGUGAGACUCCGCCCCCGGCCCCGCCUCCAGCUGAGGAGCCAUGCCCAAAGUCACUACAGCAGCCGGCUACAUCCACUACAGAAACGCCUAUGUCUCCCGCCCCUCCAGCCCAGCACACAGCCAGCACAGGUGGGCGGCGGCGGAGAACCACCAGCGAGGACCCAGACGAGAAGAGACGGAAGUUUCUGGAAAGAAACAGAGCCGCUGCGUCUCGCUGCAGGCAAAAGAGGAAAGUCUGGGUGCAGAAUCUGGAGAAAAAAGCAGAAGACUUGAGCAGCAUGAACGGACAGCUACAGAAUGAGGUGACUCUUCUGCGUAGCGAGGUGGCCCAGCUGAAGCAGCUCUUACUGGCUCAUAAAGACUGUCCCGUGACACUCCUGCAGAAGAAAUCAGGAUACCACCAGCUGGAUAAGGAGGACAGCUGUGGGGAGAUGUCUGUUCCCAGCAGCCCACAGAACGAGGCCAUCCAGCACAGCUCCAUCAGCACAUCCAACGGCGUCAGCUCCUCCACAGCGGCCCUCGCAUCCGGCCCCGCUCUGGGGCCCGCCGCAGACCACAGCACAGAGGAGGAAGACGACUCGCACAUGGGCGGUGCUUCUUCCUCUCACACCCAGUCUUCAGGAAGCUGAUCAGGCCUCUGAUUGGUCGCUUUGAUUCCUGGCAGCCAUGUUGAAAUGAGGGCGAUGAGAGAUGUUCCCUGGAACACUCCGGUCUUGUCUCCCCUCUGUUUUCAUUUGAGCUCUUUUCAAUCCAGCGCAUUUCUACAAAGAGUACAGUAGUCAGGGAAGGCACUUGGGAGGUUAUGCAGAAAGUGUACUGAUUGUUUUAUGGUUUUUCCAUUUGUGGUGUUUUUAUCGAGUUAAGGAAGGAUUGAGACGAUGUGUCCAAAUGUAUCCGGAUUCAUAGUGAGAGGAAACGGACUUACUGAAGCACUAUCAGAGGCUUGAAGAUGGAAGAAUUGGCCACUUUCUAAUUUAUAUGCGGUUUAUAUUUUGCACAUGAAGGUAGUGAAAGGGUUUUUAUUGUUUGUUUGUUUUUUUUAUAAGCGAUCAUUGUUUGACACAAGCAGUAGCGUUAAAACAUAUCUGAUCGUCGGUCUUCUAGAAAUAGUGACGUGUUGUUGUGUGAAUGUUUCAUAUGGUUCUUGGCAUGUUUAAGGAAGAUUUUCUGACAUGAAUGAUUGUUGAUUGGGCAGUGAUUGUAGUCACCAUGCCGGCUAUUCAAAUGCUUACUUCUGUAUGUGCCAUUUACAGGUUAUUGAAAUCACAAUAACACAUUUAUUUUACAAUUUACUUACAGUGAAGUUUUAGGUGAAUUAGUGAAAUAGACUUGCCUGAGAGCUUUUCAUGGACUUAUUUUGAAUGAAGUGAUUUUUUUCCGCUUACUUGCAAAGUGGCUGACUUUGUAUUUGUGGUGUCUGACUCUUAGAAACAUUGAGAAAAGUUCAUUAGUUCAUUCGCUUUGGUUGUCUUUCUGAUUACAGUGUAAUUAAGGAAGCAUUGUAUAUGCCAUUAUGAUGAAAUCAUUGUAUGUGAUCUCUACUGGUACUAUGUUUGUCUUAGGAUCAUGACGACAAAAAAAAAUCACCUGAACAAACCUUUAAAUAAGGCUUUCCGAACCGUCUUCAGCAAUUCUGUCUUUAGCAUAAAACUCGACAAAACUGAAAAGGAACUGGAGCUGCUCUUCAAAACAAACAAUGACAGAUAUAAAACUACUGUCUUUUAAGUUCUAUUAUGAAGUUAUGCUUAGUGACGAUUACUAAGUAAGAAAAAUAGAUGAAGUCUUUCAUUAUCAUCCUCUUCUCUCUUUAAAUCUAUUGGCUUACUACUGUGUAGUUCUACAAGACUUUGCUGCAUUUUGUUCUGCUUUUAAGUCAACUUGAUUUUGGUUUCAAAGGUAAAUUUGUAUGACGGUCGUUCUGUGCUUGACCUGCAUGACUGAAUUCUCUAAGAGAACUGGACCAGUGUUUCAACCAUGUCUCUGUUGCAGUUGAACAUCUUGUUACUCUUAGAUUUUCAGCCGGGAAAUGGCAGCUUUACAAUGGGGGGGUUUUGUUCUUAUUUACUAGGUCCACUUUGGAAAAAAGGGUGUGAUAAUUAUUGUGUAGGCGGUCAACUUGUAGCUUGUGAAAGGUAUGUAUAAAUUAUAAUAAAGUUGUAAUAAAUCUUUUAAUAGCUAUUUAA